Amorphotheca resinae ATCC 22711 is the source of this 1280-nucleotide messenger RNA. RefSeq lists its product as hypothetical. The transcript has a single exon. The record is from RefSeq and is a predicted model, not a curated record. Bases 105 to 1079 code for a protein of 324 amino acids. NCBI's taxonomy places the organism in Eukaryota, Fungi, Ascomycota, Leotiomycetes, Helotiales, Amorphothecaceae.
CAUAUCCCGAAAUAAUAUUUUCCCUCCACUUUCACCAGACUUUCUCUUGUUCCCAACGCAACAAAAAGUGAAGAAAUGCCUCUAACCCCCAACUAAACCUCCCAAUGGCGUUCUUGGAAAGUUUUGGCAAGAGCUACAAUAUUAUCGUCCUCCUGCUUGCAGUCUGGCUUCCCCUGCGCGCACUCACUUUUCACCAGACGGCCAUGGAUCCUAUCUCUCAGCCGGCAUCCUUCAUCCUGGAUUUCGAUGGCACAAUUACAACUAAAGACACCAUUGAUUUCCUGUUCAAGUCGGCCCUCUCAUUCCACAAGGAAAAGGGACACGAUAUGACAAAAGCUUGGCAGGAAAUCAUUGCGGCUUAUGGACAAGACUACGAGACUCAUGUCGGAAGGUACAAACCCCCCAAAGAGGAGAGAAACACGAUCGAGAAAGAAGUCGAGUUCUACAGGAGUCUAAGGGAAGUAGAGGAAAGGAGUUUUGAGCGCGUGAGCAAAUCCCGCAUUUUCAAAGGCAUAAGUGAAGAGAAAUGGGAAGAACUCGGAAGCCAGGCUGUGAAAAAUGGAGAGGUAAUAUUGCGGGAAGGGUUUAGCCAGUUUAUUGAAAGCGUCAAGAGUGCAAAGUCAAGAUGGGGAGUGGUUUCGGUCAACUUCUCAAGCGCCUUUAUUCGAGGGGUCUUGGGCUCAAUUAUAGGACCGGAGAGCGAGGAGAUUAGGAUUCUGGCGAAUCAACCGGAUGAGGACGGGGUUUUGAAGGGGCCGAAGACAAGAGAAGGCAUACCCGGAAAACUUAUGGCAACUUCGGAUGCUAAGCUUGCUUCCAUGAAUGAUCUGAAAAGAUCGUGGAAUAUGGGAGCGAACAAAGUGGUAUAUAUUGGUGAUUCAGGAACUGAUAUCGAGUGCUUGGUGAGUGAUGGUGUAAUUGGGAUAAUCAUAUCAGAGGAUGGAAAAAGCAGUCUGAUGCAGACCAUGAGACGUAUAGGGAUGGAAGUCUUUCACAUUGGAGAGUAUAAGGAGAAGGCCAGGUCGAUAUAUUGGGCACGUGAUUUCUUGGAGAUUGCUCGAAGCCCCUUGUUCAAGUAGCAUUUAGAUUCAGAAUUCAAAAUUGGUGAUUUGCAGUGUGAUGAAGUGAAGAUAUCUCUACGUCACAGUAUGAUCAUUGUGCUAUGCGACUAUUUAAGUGAGUGCUCGAUCAACUUCUUGUAACCCUCCACCGCUGUCUCCAGGUCUGAUACCUUCAGAUGCUCAUGGUCUGAAUGGGCAACCAAAAUGGACCCGGCGCCA